AUGAAGUUGUUUGCAGUCGUUCUUCUUGCUGUAUCGGCUAUAGCCGAGCCACCAGUAAACAAUAGGUACCUACCUCCUUCUCAAUCUUAUGGAGUACCAGGCUUUGGUGGACAGCGACAGACGGAUGCUAUUAUAAGAAAUCGCCCAUCAUCGUCAUACAACGCCCCACGAAGACCUUCAACUGAAUAUGGGCCCCCAAGUCAAGCACUCUCCACACAAUAUGGACCACCAUCCCAGGCACUUUCAAGUCAAUAUGUACCACCAUCCCAGCUCUCAAACCAGUACCUAUCGCCUAAUGCAAGACUAACUCAGCCCUCAUCACAAUACGGCGCUCCUAAUCCAGGUUUUGGUACUGACAUCACGUAUGCUACACCCUCGCAAGAGUAUGGUGCACCAGGUCUUGGAUCCCGAGGCAGCAACCGUUUCUCUCAAAACGGCUUUGAUUCAAACUCUGGAUACAACAGGGCUCAAAACAGACAAUAUCUACCUCCAAACCAGAACGGAUACGGCUCUGAUGAUGGUAGUAACGGCGAGCCAGCCAACUACAGCUUUGAAUACAUGGUGAAAGACGAGCCAUCCGGCAAUGAUUUUGGUCACCGUGAGUCCAGGCAGGGCGACAGGGCUGAGGGAUUGUACUACGUGCUGCUCCCAGAUGGCAGAAAACAGACUGUCGAAUACGAAGCUGACCAGAAUGGGUACAGGCCAAAGAUUUCUUACCAAGACGUUGGUGUAGGCGCUGGAGGCUACAACAGAAAUGCCCAAGGCGGUUACUCAGGUGGUGGUUACCAGUAUUAA
Pieris macdunnoughi is the source of this 795-nucleotide messenger RNA. NCBI's taxonomy places the organism in Eukaryota, Metazoa, Arthropoda, Insecta, Lepidoptera, Pieridae. The record is from the annotation of a GenBank genome assembly.